Molecule: messenger RNA, 2349 nt
Organism: Castor canadensis (American beaver)
Lineage: Eukaryota; Metazoa; Chordata; Mammalia; Rodentia; Castoridae
Source: RefSeq, a predicted model, not a curated record
GUCUCUUCCGGCCGAGUGCAGCCCAGGCUUCAGGGCUCCAAAGGACGACGGCAGGGGUAGGAGAGGUCUUCUGUAUGUGGAAACUGGUGCUCUGGUGGAUUCGCAAGGAUCUCGUGCCUUAAGUCCCCUCAUGUCCUCCUGUAGUGUCUGGACGACUACUUGCAGGCAGGUGCAUCUCCCACCCAACCUCCACCUCACAGCCUUGGGUCCGUCUCUCUUGGCUGGUAAGCCCAGGUUUUUCCUGACUCUCCAUGAAGAGCUGACCUUGAGUGCAGAGGCUGUCUCACUGCCGACCAUUGGCCUGUGACACAAAAGGCUUCCAUCAGACGGUCUCAGGGUCACAUGUUAAAGCCCCACAUGGCGGGGAAGAGGUCACCCGGCAGGCGGCCACUGCUGCUGCUGGGGCUGCUUGUCACAGUUGCCACCAUCCACCUUGUCACCUGUCCUUACACCAAGGUGGAGGAGAGCUUCAACCUGCAGGCCACACACGACCUGCUCUACCACAGGCUGGAUGUGGACAAGUAUGACCACCACGAGUUCCCUGGAGUUGUCCCCAGGACGUUUCUGGGGCCACUGUUGAUUGCGGCAUUCUCCAGCCCUGUGGUUUAUGUGCUCUCACUGUUGGAGGUGUCCAAAUUUUACUCUCAGCUGAUAGUCAGAGGAGUCCUUGGGCUCGGUGUGAUUUUUGGACUCUGGAUGUUACAAAAAGAAGUCAGGCGACAGUUCGGGGCCACAACAGCUGCCAUGUUCUGCUGGGUGACGGCCAUGCAGUUCCACCUAAUGUACUACUGCACACGAACACUCCCCAACGUACUGGCCCUGGCUGUAGUGUUGCCGGCCCUCACAGCCUGGCUGCAGCACAGGUGGGCCCACUUCAUCUGGCUCUCUGCUUUCGCCAUCAUCGUCUUCAGGGCUGAGCUCUGCCUGCUGCUGGGCCUCAUGCUGCUGCUGGCCAUGUGCUACAGAAGGAUGUCGGUGACCAGGCUCCUCCAGCACGCCAUCCCAGCUGGGGUCCUCUGUCUAGGACUGACAGUUGCUGUGGACUCCCAUUUCUGGCAAUACCUCGUGUGGCCAGAGGGAGAAGUGCUUUGGUACAACACCGUGCUAAACAAGAGUUCCAACUGGGGCGUAUCCUUUAUGACUGUGAGGUCGGGGAGAGGCUGCUCUUCACACCUGGGAAUCACUGGCUCCAAUGGCGUGGCCGGCUGCUCUGCCUUCUGCCCACUCUGCAGAUGUUAUACCACGCUCAGCUUUAGUCCUCAUGAUAGUCUGCCCUUUAAGAGCAUUUGCUAUGGGGUGGUUGGCAGGGUGGCUCCAGUGUUAGACCACCUGCUUAGCAAACAUGAGGCCCUGAGUUUGAACCCUUGUACUGACAAAAACACAAAGAACAUCGUAAUGGAGCAUUUCAGGCUGAAUAACUAUAAAAAGUCUUGGCUGUACAAGGCAGGGACCCUGCUUGUGAUAGGACACCUCGUGGUAAAUGCUGCUUACACAGUCACAUCCCUCUAUGUGUCGCAUUUCAACUAUCCUGGGGGCGUUGCAAUGUGGCGGCUGCAUGACCUGGUACCACCCCAGACAGAUGUCUUCCUGCAUAUCGACACAGCUGCUGCCCAGACUGGUGUGUCACGGUUUCUACAAGUCAACAGCGCCUGGAGGUACGACAAGAGGGAAGACAUGCAGCCUGGGGCGGCAGGCAUGCUGGCCUACACACACAUCCUCAUGGAGGCAGCUCCCGGGCACCUGGCCCUCUACAGGGACACCCACCGGGUCCUGGCCAGCAUCGAGGGCAUAACAGGCGUGAAUCUGAACCUGACUAAACUGCCUCCCUUUGAUGUAAACCUGCAGACGAGGUUGGUGCUUCUGGAGAGGCUUCCCAGGCCGUCCUGAGGGGCUGGGGGCUGGCCUGCAGUCCAGCAGCCUCCAGGAGCAUCGUGAGCUCAGGUCUCUGGCAUAGCUAAGGACUCAGUAUGGGAAGACAAAGCUGAGGACUGCCACCAUGCCCUGACAUUCACCUACUGGCGGGCCUGGGCCGUGCCACAGCCACACCUGGGCGUGUGGCUGAGAGAACAAGAGCCCAGGUCUUGCUGGCAUCCCAGGAGCCACCAAGGGAGACGGUGGCCUGCUCAGACCUGCCUAUGUGUGGUCAGGUGGGCAACAGGAUCAUUUAUGGUCCCAACUGGGUGUCAUUUAUAGUCAAGGAAGGACGGUGGUCAUGUGCUGCCUGCCCAGGCUCAGGAGACCACAGGGUAGAGCCAGGGCCUUAGCACAUGUGGGUAGCCCUUCUGAGUUCGCAGGCAGGCCAUCUCUGUUUCAGGUUAAACUUUGGAGAUAAAUAUAUCCGAAACAGAA